This is a messenger RNA of Olea europaea var. sylvestris, 1300 nucleotides long. RefSeq names its product probable WRKY transcription factor 13. NCBI's taxonomy places the organism in Eukaryota, Viridiplantae, Streptophyta, Magnoliopsida, Lamiales, Oleaceae. The transcript is spliced from 3 exons. The record is from RefSeq and is a predicted model, not a curated record. Gene Ontology annotation, biological process: regulation of DNA-templated transcription. Bases 138 to 815 code for a protein of 225 amino acids. Gene Ontology annotation, molecular function: sequence-specific DNA binding; DNA-binding transcription factor activity.
UUUUAUUCUUUUAACCUAGACUAGCAUCAAACAUUACACACGACUUAGAGGAAAAAGGUUUUCUUUCCCUCUUGAAGGAACCAAACUGGUGUUGUCUCUGAUCUUCUACACCGUAACCGUGCACGUACAACGAAGAGAUGUCCAGUACUGCAUCCCAAAUUAUGCUCAACCAGAAUUUGUUUGAGGAUCAAGAUUUGUCAUCGCAACUUGGAUUUUUCCCCAUCCAUUCGAACUUCACCUCUUUUCAAUUGGGGUGCAGUCAAUCCCUUAAAACUCUUGCCAUGUUACCUCCUUCUCUUGCAGUAGAUGGAACAAUUGCCAUUUCUGAGUCCUUUGCCCAAAAACAAAAGGAAGAAAUACCACCUCAACUUGCAGGAUCCCAAUUUUUUUCUUCGCAAAGAUCCACUCCGAAUUACUGUAAUAGGGCAUGGGGAGGAAUGAACGAUACCAUGAGCAUCAAGAGAAGUGGAGGGGAAGACUAUCUCGGGGUUUCGGCAAUGAAGAUGAAGAAGAUUAAGGCAAGAAGAAAGGUAAGAGAGCCCAGGUUUUGCUUCAAGACCAUGAGUGAUAUAGAUGUCUUGGACGAUGGUUACAAGUGGAGAAAAUAUGGCCAGAAAGUAGUGAAAAACACCCAACAUCCUAGGAGCUAUUAUCGUUGCACUCAGGAUAACUGUCGUGUGAAGAAACGCGUGGAACGACUUGCGGAGGAUCCAAGAAUGGUGAUAACCACAUAUGAAGGGAGGCACAUACAUUCACCAUCACAGGAUGAGGAUGAUUCUCAAGCUUCAUCUCAAUUCACUAAUUUCUUCUGGUAGUAUGAAGAAGAUCAAUUGGUUUAUGCUUUUUGCUUUUCAAUACUUUGAAUGUUGACAAUAAACCCGCUAUAUAGUUUAGAACCUUGCUAUUUGUGCACGGGCGGUUGACACGUCUGUGUACACUCCCCUCACAAGAGGGGGGCCCAUGUUUUUUUUUUUUAUUGGGCGUGGACCCUCCUCUUGUGAGGGGAGUGUACCCGGGCUUGUCAACUGCCCGUGUACGAAUAGCAAAAUUCUAUAGUUUACGAAGCAUAUAUCUUUGUGUUACAUUUCUAAGCCCUUGUUUUAACGGGCGUACGUACAAACAUCUUACCAGAAUAUUACAUAUACGAGCUUGUUUGGUAAUUGAGAGUAUGCAGUACUAGAUAGUAUUACGAAGAAAAAAAAUAAUGAUAAUAAUUUGAAUCUCGUUUAUACCAUACCAUCUAUCUAGUACUGCAUACCAAUUUGCCAAACAUGCAGUCGUGAAUCUGUUGUUUAAAUUA